Messenger RNA from Brachypodium distachyon (stiff brome), 1784 nucleotides. Its product is annotated as cytochrome P450 709B1. Gene Ontology annotation, molecular function: oxidoreductase activity, acting on paired donors, with incorporation or reduction of molecular oxygen; heme binding; iron ion binding. The coding region runs from base 39 to 1583 and encodes 514 amino acids. The transcript has 5 exons. NCBI's taxonomy places the organism in Eukaryota, Viridiplantae, Streptophyta, Magnoliopsida, Poales, Poaceae. The record is from RefSeq and is a predicted model, not a curated record.
GGCACGUUGUAUGUGCAAAAGAAGAGACGACCAGGCAUAUGGAUCAAGUGGUAGUGGUAGCCCGGCUUAUUUGCACUCUUGCAACGGUGGUGCUGAUAUCGAAUGCACUGUGGAAGCUCCUUGGCAGGCCGUACGUGGUCGCCCGGUCGCUCCAGCGGCAGGGGAUCCGAGGGCCACCUUAUAGGUUCGCCGUUGGGUCACUGCUGGAGGCUCGGAGGAUGCUCAAGCUUGCUCCUGGUGCGCUCGAUGCUAACUGCCACGACUACGCCCCCGUCGUGUACCCUUUCUUCCAAAAAUGGACCGCCGACUACGGAAAAACAUUCCUUUUCUGGUGGGGACCAACACCAUGCAUCUUUUCGACUGACAUGGAGCUAGUCAAAAAAAUGCUAGCAGAUACAAACUUGUUCCAGACGGUACACUACUUCAAUCCAAGCUUCGAAUCUGUCCUAGGCAAAGGUAUGCUACUUCUAGAUGGGGACGAUUGGAAGCGGCACCUCAAAGUUAUCCACCCAAAAUUUAACGAAGAGAAGCUCAAGUCCAUGUCUACUCUGGUGUUGGAGGGCACACGGCAGAUGAUGGAGGGAUGGUACACCCAGAUACAGAACAGUAAUACGGACCAAGCUGAGAUAGACAUGAUGCAUGACUCUGAUGAGUUGACCCAAGGAGUCAUCGGGCAACUAAUUUUAGGCGUGAACAACAAGGCAUACCGGGAGUUCUGUAUUCCUGCAAAGGAAAUCUAUGAGCUUCUGGUACAUGGAAUGAAAGAUCCCCCAAUUCCUGGAUUUAGAUACCUACCAACUCGCCGCAACCGCCGUCUGGCGAAACUCGACAAGUUUUGCACGAGCAAGAUCAUGCAGAUCAUGGAGGCCCGUCUCGCGAAGGGCUCGUACGGAGAAGGCCUACUCGGGCUGAUGCUGGAGGCCUACGCUUCAGAUAACAAGGCACUGAGCAUAGAGGAAAUCGUUGCAGAGUGCAAGACUUUCUUCAUGGCGGGGCAAGAUACCACUGCAAACCUUCUUACCUGGGCAAUGUUCUUGCUCAGCAACUACCCACAAUGGCAGAAGAAUGUGAGGGAGGAGAUCCUCCGAGAAUGCCCGGAAGAAGGCGAGGCACCAAGCACCAACGUCCUCAAGAAACUUAAGCUGCUUAACAUGUUUGUUCUUGAAACACUGAGGCUCUAUAACCCGGCACCAUUUAUCUUGAGAAAGACCGCAUGUGAUACAAAUGUUUCAAACAUCAAGGUUGCAAAAGGGACCAGAAUAAUGAUCCCUGUCGGGAUGCUGCACAGGGAUAAGGAGGUAUGGGGCCCCGACUCCAAUGAGUUCAACCCCAUGAGGUUCGAUAAAGGCAAUAACAUAAGCUCAAUGCUAGCCUUCUCGUAUGGACCAAGAGUUUGCAUCGGCCGGGACUUUGGCAGGAUUGAAGUGAUGAGCGUGAUGGUGAUGAUCCUCAGGAGGUUCGCCUUCUCCUUGUCCCCAAAGUACGUUCACAGGCCCAGGCACCGUGUGGUUCUGACGCCCAAGUAUGGACUCCCUCUAAUCGUGAAGAACCUGCAGCUGGAUGGGCCAGACCAUUACGAUUAAUUGUGAUGGCAUGUGAACUUGUGUGAUGUUGGAGGGAAAUACAGUAAAUAAUCCCAGCCGACACUUUAGUUAAGCUGCAUGUACUCUGUGUAUGUACUUAGCUGUAUGAUCUCGCUUAUGUAUUUGCAUGUAGCUAUUCGUGGUACCUUCGAUCUGUAGGAGAACUUGGAUUAUAUAUUACUUCCUCCGUUCCAAAUUAAA